Messenger RNA from Striga hermonthica, 295 nucleotides. The record is from the annotation of a GenBank genome assembly. NCBI's taxonomy places the organism in Eukaryota, Viridiplantae, Streptophyta, Magnoliopsida, Lamiales, Orobanchaceae.
AUGGCGUUCGUCGCACCUCCUGUAGAGUUAACGCGCCCGGCGGUGCCGAUACCGGCUCACUAUAGCCACCGCCGCCGGCGGAUUACUGUCUCCGCAACUCUAUCAUCGCCCCCUCGGGAGGAUAAAGCGGCGGCGGCUGACUGGGUGAAGGAAACCGCGAGCUUUUUCGAGCAGGAUUCUCGCCCUAUCAUGCUGUUCGACGGUGUUUGCAAUUUAUGUAAUGGAGGUGUGAAGUUUGUGAGAGACAAUGAUCGAAAAAGGUUGGAUUUUCUUUCGCCACCUUCUAAAUUGAAAU